AGCCGUUGGCACAAGCCACAAGCGUGUCGGCCGGUUCGGGCGAUGCAGUGAGGCACUGGCGAUGAGCAGGUUUCGGCGCCUUGCGGCAGGCACCGCAGCAGCCGCGGUUGUGGGCGGUGGCGGCGCUUAUGCCAUGUAUCGCCAGAGGCUGAAGCACAACAAGGCGGUCUCCGCGGAGGACUUCAACUCCUCCCAGAAGGAGCGUCUGGCCCCGGCCCUGGCCCGUGUAGCCAAAAAGCAGCCGCAGAGUUUGGAGAUGACGUUUCGCUACACGACCUGCCCCUACUGCGGCAAGGUUAAGGCGUUCCUGGACUACUACCGCAUUCCCCAUGAGACCAUCGAGGUGGAGCCCAUGUUCAAGUCGCAACUGGCACCCAGCGAGUACAAGAAGCUGCCACAGCUUCGCUUCGGCGGCGCAGACGGGGCCUGGCUGGUGGACAGUGAUGGCAUCGUGGACACCUUGGCUCCCUUGCUGGGCAUAGAGAGGCAGCUGAAAGACCCAGAGGUCCAACGCUGGCGCGGCUGGGCGCGGGAGUCCCUGGUGCGGCACGUGACGCUGAACAUCAACAGGACCCUCCUCAGUGCCUGGGAGGGCUAUAGAUAUAUCGACGCCUUCGAUACCAUUCCGCUGGCCAACAAGAUAUUUCUCAAGGUGGUGGGAGCUCCAAUCAUGUACAUGGUUGCAGCGAAGAAGACCUAUCCCACGCUGGUGAAGGCUGGUGAGCUUAAGGACGGUGAUGAUUGGCGCACCGUUUUCCAUCAGCAAGUGAACCAGUUCACGGAGGAGGCGGUUGGCCAGAAGCAGUUCCACGGAGGCAAGCAGCCGGACCUCGCGGAUCUGGAUGUUUACGGGGUGCUGCAGUCCAUCCGAGGCCACGAUGUCUAUCAAGACAUGUUGCAGAGCACCCGCAUUGGUCCCUGGAUGGCGCGGAUGGAUAGAGCCCUGGGUGCUGAGUAGGGCAGCUGGCGCAAUGAUUCUUAUUCGAAACACCCCGAAGCUUGGAGUGCCUGGGCCGAAGGACUUCUUAGCGAAAUCGUGGCAUCUGCAAGCCGGGGCCAAGCGCUUGGCACUUCAAAGCGCAAAGUGAGGACCCUGGUGAUAGUUGGGCAUCGGGCA
Molecule: messenger RNA, 1117 nt
Organism: Effrenium voratum
Lineage: Eukaryota; Dinophyceae; Suessiales; Symbiodiniaceae
Source: the annotation of a GenBank genome assembly